AACAAUCCACUUAAUUGAUAGUGGUAUGGGAGCUUCCUGUUAUAUUUUAAAAUGUCAGGGGAUAUUUAACUUUAGUAAAUAUAAGAGGAUAUAAAGGAAAAAGUACUUUUACAUUUUUUUUAAUCAAACACGUACCAUUUCCAACUAGUGCCGCCGCCGCCGCCGACGGCACACGAGGCCAGCGCUAGCUUCAGUUGCUCCAGUUCUUCUUCAAAUUGGAUUGAAAAUAAUGAUUUUCAUGAGGAGAUUGAGGCAACAUAUGUUUUCUUUACUUACCUAUGGGGGUUAUAACUCUGCUUGGAUUUGGCAGCUCCAAUUUCAGGAGAGUUUGAGUUACCUAACAAUCCAUGAGUCUGCUGGGUAUUCUUCGAGGUACUUAGGUUUUAAAACUGGUGUCUUGGUAAACCUGAACAGAUUUGCCAUUGGAACUCAAUCUUUUUCGAGUUUGGCUGGGACAAUCUUGGUCCAGGCUCGAGACCCUGCAAAACUGAGUAUGGAAAUAGAAAAUGCUGUUGAUGAGCGUAGAUAUGCUGAUGUUUGGAAGCUUUUUGAACAACACAUGCAGAUGGAUGGGUUUCCUCGAAAAAGUGUUGUGAACAAGGUUAUAACAAGUUUUGCUGGAAGCCUUGAAAGUACAUGGCUUGAGAAAGCUUAUAGGUUGGUGGAACAAGCUUUUGAGGAAAGUAAGCAGAAUUUGUUUGAAAAGGAACCUUUGAUUUAUCUCUCUCUUGGUCUUGCUAAAUGUGGUUUGCCAUUGCCUGCAUCAACUGUUUUGAGGAAGUUGCUAGCAACAGAACAAUAUCCUCCUGUGAGUGCCUGGUCUGCAAUCUUGGCCCACAUGUCACUUACAGUUUCUGGAGCUUACCUUGCAGCUGAGUUGAUUCUUGAGAUAGGUUAUUUAUUUCAAGAUGGGAGGGUAGACCCUCGUAAAAAGAGCAAUGCACCUUUGAUAGCUAUGAAGCCUAAUACCACUGCUUUCAAUGUUGCUUUGGCUGGGUGUUUCUUGUUUGAGACUGUGAGAAAAGCAGAGCAGCUCCUUGAUCUUAUGCCUCGAAUUGGUGUAAAAGCAGAUGCAAACUUAUUGAUCAUAAUGGCACACAUAUAUGAGAGAAAUGGGCGGAGAGAAGAGCUGAGGAAGCUUCAAAGACAUCUAGAUGAAGCUGUUCACCUAAGUGAUAUUCAAUUUCGACAGUUCUAUAAUUGUUUGCUUAGUUGUCAUUUGAAGUUUGGAGACCUUAAUUCUGCUUCCAAAAUGGUUUUACAAAUGCUGCAUAAAGCAAAGGAAGCACAAAAUUCACUUGCCGCUUCUAUGCUAACACACGAUGCUGUUGGAAAAAAUAAUAAGCCCCCUUUAGAGCAAAUUUCUGUUGAAAAUCUGAAUCAUGGAAUAUCAGAUGGUUUUGAUGGUAGUAGAAUAAUUGAAAUCUCUAUAGUUUCUUAUGAAGAGUUCACCAGAGACCGAAAGUUUACCUAUCUUGAGGCAGAAGUGAAGAGAAUACUUGAAACUUUGUUAUCUAAGUUGCAGACACAAGUUGAGUUGAUUACAACCGAGCAUGGUAUUCUCCGACCAACUGAAAGAACUUACAUUAAAUUGGUUAAGGCUUUUCUAGAAGCUGGCAAGACAAAGGAUUUGACUCAUUUUCUUAUUAGGGUAGAGAAAGAAGAUUCAUUGGUUUCCCAUGAUGAUUUGGCAUUGGACCAUGUCAUUAAUUUAUGUAUCUCACUUGGGUGGUUAGAUCAGGCACAUGAUCUUCUUGAUGAGAUGCGUUUGGCUGGGGUCAGAGCCAGUUCCUCAGUAUACGCUUCCCUUUUGAAAGCUUAUAUUGAAGCAAAUCGAGCAGGAGAAGUCACAGCACUUUUACGAGAUGCUCAUAUUGCUGGAGUGCAGUUAGAUUCAAGCUGUUAUGAAGCACUAAUCCAAUCACAAGUUAUUCAGAAAGAUACCCAGGGAGCUCUCCAUCUUUUCAAAGAGAUGAAAGAGGCUAAAAUCCCAAGAACUGGUCACCAAGAAUUUGAGAUGCUGGUGAAACGAUGUGCAGAGAAUUGUGAGGCAGGAAUGAUGGCAAAGCUCUUACAAGAAAUCAAGGAAGGGCAAAGAAAUGACUAUGGUGUUCAUGACUGGAACAAUGUUAUCCAUUUCUUCUGUAAAAAGAGGUUGAUGCAAGAUGCUGAGAAGGCUUUGAAGAAGAUGAGAAGUCUGGGCCAUCUCCCAAAUGCACAAACUUUCCAUUCUAUGGUCACUGGGUAUGCUGCUAUUGGGGGGAAAUAUACCGAGGUAACAGAGUUGUGGGGUGAAAUGAAAUCUUUUGCUUCUGCCACCUCAAUGAAGUUUGAUCAAGAACUCUUAGAUGCUGUACUUUAUACAUUUGUAAGGGGUGGAUUUUUCGUUCGAGCAAAUGAAGUCGUGGAUAUGAUGGAGAAAGGGAAUAUGUUUAUUGACAAAUACAAAUACCGAACCCUCUUCUUGAAGUACCAUAAAACACUAUACAAGGGCAAGGCUCCCAAAUUCCAGACAGAAUCCCAACUUAAAAAGAGAGAAGCAGGAUUGACCUUUAAGAAGUGGGUAGGGUUGUAUUGAUGAAAUUUUUUGAGCUUUGACAUGUUUUCUAAAGAUAUUACUCAUUGAAACUUCAAAGUUGCAGUUCUUGAGAGAAUAACUUGUUCACUGACAAAGCUGUAAGUUGCUACCUUCAAUACUAUUUGCUACACUCUUGUUUUAUUGAAGACAAGUUUUUCAUAUCCUAAGACCUUUAAAUCAUCAAAGCAGCAGAGCCUGAAAUUUUUUUCCUUUCUUUAUUUCAAAAUUAUGAGUUAUCUCUUUCUAAAGACGAAAGUUUUGAAUUGGUAAAGAGAAGUGAGAAGUGAGAUUUUUUUGGUUCCCUAUUAUUCUUUCUAGGUAUGGAAAUAAUUUAAUUGAAAUCAAAGCAGUGGCUGGGGAGUUGAAGAUAGUGCUAAAAAGAGAUAUCUGAUAUCAUUGAAGAUCACAGAUGGCUCUCAAAGUUGAAAUAUGCAAGGAGUAAGAGCAACAGGAACAGAGACAUGUUUCUGGAGUCUGACAAGCAUUUGAGCAGGGUUUAGUCUAGGGAUAGAGAAGCUCCGGCUUGAAAGAAAAGUAGGAGACUAAUUUGCAUAAACCAGAUGGCAGGUAAAAUAGCUUGUUUAUGUUGCUGUAAACCAUGGUACAGAUAAUCACAAAAAUUUGGCUGGUAAUUUUGUGACA
This is a messenger RNA of Mangifera indica (mango), 3220 nucleotides long. RefSeq names its product pentatricopeptide repeat-containing protein At1g03100, mitochondrial. Gene Ontology annotation, molecular function: protein binding. The transcript has 2 exons. Lineage: Eukaryota; Viridiplantae; Streptophyta; Magnoliopsida; Sapindales; Anacardiaceae. The coding region runs from base 230 to 2578 and encodes 782 amino acids. The record is from RefSeq and is a predicted model, not a curated record.